Messenger RNA from Melampsora larici-populina 98AG31, 438 nucleotides. RefSeq lists its product as uncharacterized. NCBI's taxonomy places the organism in Eukaryota, Fungi, Basidiomycota, Pucciniomycetes, Pucciniales, Melampsoraceae. The transcript has 3 exons. The record is from RefSeq and is a predicted model, not a curated record. The coding region runs from base 1 to 438 and encodes 145 amino acids.
AUGCCUGACCCUAUCGCGCACAUCAAGAAGAGGGGAUGGCCAAUCGAAGUAAUCCAGAAGCCAGCAACCGAUGCAGUCAUUCAAGUUUGGUUAAAAGACAUCGAAGAUGGUCUAUUUGUAAUUGAACCUAAACUUAUCAAUGAUGGUGAGGAAGUGAUUGAUAACACUCAGUCAAAUAGAAUAGAAUCUACACAGUCCGAAUCGAAUCAUGUUCAGCAAGGGAGUUCCAAAACAAAAAAGAAACAAAAGUCUCCAGAAAGUCAAGAGACUGCUCGCAAGCAAAACAAUGGGGCAAGUAAAUCUCGUUUGUACCUCAAGAGCUUAGCCGCGGGGAAGAACAAGGGGCCAAAUGAAGAGUUGGGUGACUCCAGCACGUUAGAAGAUGAAUCAGGCUCUGAAAGUGAGGAAGAAAGUGACAAUCAGCCUGAUGAUGAUUAG